AUGGGCUCUACCAAAGACCUGGAGGUCGUGCUUCUAGAUUCCGAUUCUGAUCUGGAGCUUCAGCAUGUGUCGAAACGGCAAAAGUUAGACCCUCUUCCGCCUCAGCCACAACCUCUGGAGGUUGUUAUUCCUCCGUUUCAAAAGCCUUUUCAAGAGUCGGACUCCGAGAGUCCAGUUCCAGAGCAGGUUCCGGCGGCAGAAGCGUACGAUGAGAAGAGUACCUCGCCAGCACUCUCGGAGUCAUCCGAAAUCACGGGUCAGAGCGUGAAUUCCCUGGAUCUAGAUGAACUCAGCGCUGGUGACCUCCCAUCUAAUGGGCAGGAGAACGGCAACGGCUUAACUACAGAUCAACUUGCAAUGAAACGAACAAUUUACGAGACACGGAAGUUUUUGAAGACGAAAGGCAUCAUGGCGUUCCUUGAGGAAUAUCUUCCGCCCACAGCGCUGAGUGACGAAAUCUACAAGUUGAUUCUCAAGCUAGGCUUCAACCCAAGGAACUUGCCUCCUUUCGAAAAAGGUGAGAACCUUCUUCAACUUAUCAAACUCCUUCAUUUGGCAAUGAAACGUGUUCGUCAGUUGCGAUCACGUCUAGACAAUUUCUAUAGGGUUGAGGACGCCUUGAACAAGAUUAAAUCCGCUCAAAAGGUGCUUGUCAUAACUGGUGCUGGUAUCUCCACCAGUUUGGGAAUUCCCGAUUUUAGAUCCUCGAAAGGUUUCUAUUCCAGAAUUUCCCAUAUGGGGCUUACAGACCCGCAAGAGGUAUUCGACUUAGAAAUAUUCCACACCGACCCGUCUAUCUUUUACUCCAUCGCACAUAUGAUCUUACCGCCAGACAACAUUUAUGCCCCGUUGCACAAGUUCAUUAGAUUAUUACAGGACAAGGGCAAACUAUUGCGAAAUUAUACCCAAAAUAUCGAUAAUUUGGAAGCAAACGCCGGUAUACGUCACGACAAAAUGAUUCAAUGUCAUGGCUCGUUUGCAUUCGCCACUUGUGUUACCUGUGGCUACCAAGUUCCUGGCGAAGCUCUCUAUCCCACUAUGCGCAAUAAAGAGAUAGCAUACUGCCCAAACUGUGCCAAGGCUAGAGAGAAACUCAUGAAUAGAGACGAUUCUUACGUUGAAGAAAGCUAUGGUGUUAUGAAACCAAAUAUCACAUUCUUUGGAGAGCCCCUCCCUAGGGCUUUCCAUGACAGUAUAAAUCAGGAUCUCAAGGAAUGCGAUUUGAUCAUCAGCAUAGGUACAUCACUCAAGGUGGCCCCGGUGGCCGAUAUUGUCGACAAAGUACCUGCCGAUGUUCCGCAGAUUCUCAUCAACAGAGAUCCUAUCCAUCAUUGCAAUUUUGACAUCAGUUUCUUGGGCUACUGUGACGAUGUGGCAGCUUACUUGUGUAAUAGAUUGGGCGACGAGUGGGCCCUAGAUCAUCCUCAAUACGAGGAGUUAUUGUGUCCUUCAAGAGAUAACCUUCAGCUUGAGACAACCAAGGAACGCGGAGUUUACAACAUAGUCAAUCUUCAACGCGAGUCCAAAAUGGCGCAGGAGCCUCCAGUGGCUCCUGAAGAGCCCGACUUGGUUGUCUUGGAACCUACCAUAUAA
Messenger RNA from Candidozyma pseudohaemuli, 1593 nucleotides. RefSeq lists its product as uncharacterized. The coding region runs from base 1 to 1593 and encodes 530 amino acids. Lineage: Eukaryota; Fungi; Ascomycota; Pichiomycetes; Serinales; Metschnikowiaceae. The transcript has a single exon. The record is from RefSeq and is a predicted model, not a curated record. Gene Ontology annotation, molecular function: NAD+ binding.